This is a messenger RNA of Parasteatoda tepidariorum (common house spider), 1982 nucleotides long. The record is from RefSeq and is a predicted model, not a curated record. Lineage: Eukaryota; Metazoa; Arthropoda; Arachnida; Araneae; Theridiidae.
AUCGCUUUUUGGCGGCAGCACUUUACUGUCCCUUAGAUUUGGUAAACAUUGGAAUUGGGAAUAUACCUUAAGGGAUCGUCACCUCAGUGAAGUUGUGCUUUGCUGUACUGAGGUUCAUAUUGGAUUAAUUGGCUCUCUCUCUCUCUCUUAUUCUUGAAACUUCCUAAUGGCAGAUUCCGACCGGGAAUACAGCUGAAAACGACAUAUCCACCUGAAGUUCGAGUUUUUUGAAGCCAGGUCUGUUCUUGUUCCUAAGCAUUGCUUUUGGGGCCUGAAUUUACAUUACCUAUUUGAUUAAGCGAAGAGGAGGAGGAAGAAGAAGAAGUAGAAAAGAAGAAGGCAUCCAGUGGACAAAAAGCAACUCGCGAAGAAUCUCAAUCGAAAAUGACUGAAGCCGAAAUUGCAAUGGAAGAGAAGUUGAGGAAGAAGAAGGAAGAAGAUGAAGCCAUGUGGGCUGAAUACAUUGAGCAAUGGAGGAAACAAAGAUCAAAGGAAGAAGAGGAACUCAAGAAACUUAAAGAACGACAAGCGAGACGUAAGGUAACGAGAGCCGAGCAAGAGAAACGAAUGAUGCAACUGAAAAAGAAGCAGGAAGAACAAAGGCAAAGAGAAAUUGACGAGAAAAAACAAAAGGAUGCUGAGGCUAAGCGUAAGCGUUUAGAAGACGCUGAGAAGAAAAGGCAAGCCAUGCUCGAAGAACAGAAGAAGCAAAAGGAAGGUGUCAAGCCAAACUUCGUCAUUCAAAAGAAAGACGGAGGAGUUGUGACCCCUGCAGCCGGACACCCUGCUGGUUUCGACAAAAUGAGCAACGUUGAACAAGCUCGCAGCGAGUUGGGCAAGUCCAAAGAACAGCUGGCCGAGGAUAAGGAAAUUGCUUUGACAUAUCGUGUUAAACCUUUGAACAUUGAAGGGCUUGGAUCUGAAAAAUUACGUGGUACAGCCGAAGAACUCUGGGCUAAAAUAGUGCAGCUAGAAAGUGAUAAAUAUGAUUUAGAAGAAAAAAUGAAGAGACAAGAUUACGAUUUGAGAGAACUUACUGAAAGGCAAAAACAAAUUAACAGACAAAAGGCUCUUAAAAAAGGAAUUGAUCCUGCAGAAGCAGAAGGAAAAUAUCCACCAAAAAUUCAUGUUGCAAGCAAAUUUGAGAGGCGAGUGGACAGGAGGACGUAUGUUGACAAGAAACAAUUAUUUGACGGUGGCCUAGAGACAACAUUAAAGGAUAUACAUGAAAAAACUUGGGCCGAGCGAAUGAACCAAUUUAAAGAACGUGGUCCAAAAGCUCUUCCCAAAUGGGAUCCAACUGCUCCCAAAGUCAAGGAAGUGAUUGAGCACAGAACAUACGAAGACGACGAUCUUUUGGAUCUAGAGCCACCUGGCUUUGGUUUGGACCCAGAACCCUCUCCUCCUAGAGAAGCCACUCCACCUCCUGCCCAAGAAGAGGAAGAAGAGGAGGAGGAAGAAGAAGAGGAAGAAGACGAAGAGGAAGAGGAAGAAGAGGAAGAAGAAGAAUAAAUUGCUUGAUUUCAUACUGAAUAAGAAAAACUUUCCUAAGAUUCCCUGGCAACUAGGUGUGGAUAGCUGUCUUUUCCUGAAUUUGUGCCUACAAGUUAAAAUUAUUUUAAAUUUGUCUCACGAACUUAAAGUCAUGUUUAAUAUUAAUAAGGGCAUUUUUUAUAAUUUAAAGCAUUUUUAGAUAUAUAAAACAAAACAAAAAUAUAAAUAAAAAAUUCUGUGGACAGUGUAAUAAUACCCUAAAUGCCCUGUCAUUCCUAAUUUCUUUCAUGUUCGUUUAUAUUUGCUUAUUUUAUUUUGCUGUAAAAUAAUGUCAACUAAAGGAACGCGUAAUGCUUUGUUCAUUUACUUUGAACAAAGCAUUGUAUAAUACAUCGGCCAUGCUGUUUUGAAACUAAUUGUAUCUGGCUACAUGUUUAUAAUACAAUGAUAUGUAUCCACAUAUUUAUUAAAGAUAAAUUUUAUUGUGA